Molecule: messenger RNA, 1905 nt
Organism: Cercospora beticola
Lineage: Eukaryota; Fungi; Ascomycota; Dothideomycetes; Mycosphaerellales; Mycosphaerellaceae
Biological process (GO): attachment of mitotic spindle microtubules to kinetochore; meiotic sister chromatid segregation
Cellular component (GO): mitotic spindle; monopolin complex; nucleolus
Molecular function (GO): protein binding; microtubule site clamp
Source: RefSeq, a predicted model, not a curated record
GUCGCGGGCGCACAUCUUGCGCGUGCACACGAUUUGACCAGCAUUGAUUAUCGCACACGGGCGCAUACAGCUGGUUCUUCGACAUCUCAAAAGUGAAUUGCCAUGCCACCCCGGUCGAAGGCCCGACCUGCGGCAGGCGCGGACGAGAGCGAAGACGACCUUCUUGCGACAACCGCGACCAAACGUGCGACCAACACCAAAAUGCCGAAAGCAAAAGCAGCAGCACGACGGCUCAGCGGUACCAAAGCGACGGCCACGAAACGCAAAGCAGCGGCGCGACAACCUCGGGAAGCAUUGAAAGACCGCACCAACCUCCAAGAUGGCAACGAAACAGAAGAAGUGGACGACUUCGAUGCUGAGGAAGCAGCGCCGAAGCCUGCGGUAAAGCGCGCAAAGACAACAGCAACGCGAAAGAAUGGCAAAAGUGAGACCACAGCAGAUGCAAUCAAGAAACCAGCGAAGAAUGCGACGGCUACGAAGCGAGGACGCGGCGCAAAGCGUGCACCUUCGCCAGACCAGAUGAUGACCAUUCCAGAGACUCAACCUGAGCCAGAAUUCGUGGAAGAUGUGGAGCAAUCGAUCGAAGUUGAUCCUGAGAGUAUGGACAUUGACAAAGAGCCUACGCCGCCACCAACGCGUAUUUAUGCGCAACGUGCGCCAUCAGUGCCAGUACAGCCUCUGCUGCCACGACCCAGUGCGCGCGGAGAUCUGCUGCAAGUACGACCGAGUGGGCGCGCAGCUUCAGCACAACCGACAUACCAGCCUGUGCGCUCGCGAUCAGGAAGUGCGUCGGCUCCAGAACGACGAGGCGGUGAUCCAGAGCUUCGCAGACAGCUCAAUGAGAUGACCAAGAAAUACGACAGUCUGCAAUUGAAAUACGAAAGUUUGGAGGAGAUCGGAAAGACCAGCGCAGAAAGCAACUUCGAAAGACUAAAGAGAGCCAGUGAUCAAAAGGCCAAGGAUGCACAGGAUGUCAUAGCAGCGCUCAAGAAGGAGCUCGCUGAAGCAAAGAAAUCGUCUUCUACCGGGUCAUCGGAGACCACAAGUCUGCAGAAAGACGUUGCCUCGUUACAAGCUGCGAAUCAAAAAUUGGAGGCCGAACGUGAUGAGCUGAAGGACAAGGCGAAGCUUGCGGAAAACGAAGUCAAAUCUUUGGAAGCGAAGCUGAACGCAGCACGACAACAAAUAUCGAACACUGCGCAGGAAACGAAGAUCCUCGAAGCGGCGGCGAAGAAGAAUAGCAACAUCUCGAUCAACCAGUCCGAGGCGCAAAAAGUGGCCAAAAUGAAGGAGAAUCUGUACGCGGAUCUGACGGGACUGAUCAUCAGUGGUGUAAGGCGGCACGAAGGAGAAGAUGUCUACAACUGCAUUCAGACUGGCAGGAAUGGGACUCUACAAUUCCAUCUCUCAGUCAGCAACGAUGCCACGACUCCUAAUCCGAAGACUCCUUCCGGCCUCAGCCACGAAGAGGCGGAAUUCGCCUACGAGCCAGUUCUCGAUGAGAGCCGUGACCGUGAACUAUUGGAGCUGCUGCCGGACUAUCUUACCGAAGAGAUAUGCUUUCCCCGCAACCAUGCUCAGCGAUUUUACGGCAAGGUUGUCGAGAGCAUGACCAAGAAGAUCGUCGUCGAGGAUGACUAGUUGCGUUUGCCUAUUAUACCCAAGUGCAGGACAAGGAUGUUGCAAGAGGAACGGAGUGUAUGGUGUUGUCUUGGGAAGCGACAAUCUUGUCAUACAGGAGACAAGUUGCAGGAUUGACUACAGGCCGCUGUUUGGCACUUCCCUUUUGUUACGAGACGAGAUACCUAUGUUACGCGAUCAAGAAGCACUUAUGCUACUAUUGUUGGCAGUCAAAACGCGAUCACAUCCCGGCCCUCGCUUUCCCGAUCUUCCCGAAAGAUGCCA